This is a messenger RNA of Mustela erminea (ermine), 3710 nucleotides long. It is a transcript of the gene DUSP15, whose product is annotated as dual specificity phosphatase 15. Gene Ontology annotation, cellular component: cytosol. Lineage: Eukaryota; Metazoa; Chordata; Mammalia; Carnivora; Mustelidae. The coding region runs from base 132 to 1064 and encodes 310 amino acids. The transcript is spliced from 7 exons. The record is from RefSeq and is a predicted model, not a curated record. Gene Ontology annotation, biological process: transforming growth factor beta receptor signaling pathway; protein dephosphorylation; positive regulation of JNK cascade. Gene Ontology annotation, molecular function: protein tyrosine/serine/threonine phosphatase activity.
CCCCGCCCCCACCUCCGGAGGUGGCGGCCCCACGCGGCCCAACAAGCUGCCGUUGUCCCGCGGGCCCCGGGCCCGGCACACUGGGGCUUUGUCCAGCCCCCCGCCGCGACCCACGGUGGGGGGGGCCCCACAUGACCGAGGGGGUAGGAGGAGCCUGCGGCGGCGGUGGCGGCGGCGGCGGCGGCGGCGGCGGCGGCGGCGGCUCCUCCACCACCAUUUCCCUCCCUGGCCGGGGGUCGGCGGGCGGUGGUGGCGGCGGCGGCGGCGGCGGCGGCGGCGGCCGGGCAGGGGCCCCUGUUCCCCGCCAGGCUGCAGGCGCCCGGCCUGGGCCAGCAGGGCAGCUGCGACCCAAGCGCUCUCCGGGCGGCGAACUGGGGGUACUUCCUGGACUCUACCUCGGGAACUUCAUUGAUGCCAAAGACCCGGACCAGCUGGGCCGGAACAAGAUCACACACAUCAUCUCUAUCCACGAGUCACCCCAGCCUCUGCUGCAGGACAUAACCUACCUUCGCAUCCCUGUGGCGGACACCCCUGAGGUACCCAUCAAAAAGCACUUCAAAGAAUGUAUCAACUUCAUCCACUGUUGCCGCCUCAAUGGGGGGAACUGCCUUGUGCACUGCUUUGCAGGCAUCUCCCGCAGCACCACCAUCGUGACGGCCUAUGUGAUGACUGUGACGGGGCUAGGCUGGCGGGACGUGCUUGAAGCCAUCAAGGCAACCCGGCCUAUCGCCAACCCCAACCCAGGCUUUAGGCAGCAGCUCGAAGAGUUUGGCUGGGGCAGUUCCCGGAAGCUCCGCCGGCAGCUGGAGGAGCGCUUCGGAGAGAGCCCUUUCCGCGACGAGGAGGAGGUGCGCGCGCUGCUGCCGCUGUGCGCGCGCUGCCGCCAGGGCCCCGCGCCCGCGCCCGCGGCCCCCGCGCCGCACUCGGCAGCCUCCGAGGGAACCCUGCAGCGCCUGGUGCCGCGGCCGCCCCGGGAGGCCCACCGGCCGCUGCCCCUGCUGGCACGCGUCAAGCAGACUUUCUCUUGCCUCCCGCGGUGUCUGUCCCGGAAAGGCGGCAAGUGAGGAUCCCAGCUCGCCGUGGCGCCCCUCUUCCUAACGACCGGUCCCCUUCAGGGCUGUUUGGGCCUCCCACGGCCUCCAGAACGGGCCCAGAGCCUGUGGGAGCCCCGCGGCGCCCCGAGCCCUGCCCCUGCCCCUGAUACCCGCCCUGCUUGUCUGCGUCUGCAGUCUGUGUGUCCUCCAUCCGUGCGUCUCUGUGUCUAAGCCGGCCUGCUGCAGCCACUUGGUGCCUUAGUCCUUGGGCUGGGGGGAGGGGGCACCCGGGCCUCCACCCUUAAAGGCAGCGGGAGUGGGAGUGGGUGGGGGUGGGGGGGGGUUGGAUGGGCCUGGAGGAUAUUAAAGAGACACAGAAGCUGUCUGUCUGAGCUCCUCCUAGUCAUUCAGCAAGGGGCCUGGAUGCAGGACUCUGCGUGGGGCUGGAGCCUGCAGGACACAGGGAUGGGAGGGGGCCGGCAUCCCCAAGGGUCUGGAGGAGCCCGCCACCUCCUCAAAAUCGCUCUGGGCAGGACUGAAUUCCUGGACUCCGGUUCACUGCCUGACCACCCCCCCACCCAAUCUCUCCCUGAAGCCCUGGUCUCCUGAAAAGGCCUCUAAAUCCCUCCUUCUCUCUGAACCCUUUUGCCCUCUAAGCUCUUCUCCAUGUCACCAGCUCCCUCCUCUUCUCUACUCACAAAUACUAGGUAGUAAGCUGUCCAAAUAGUGCCUCCUUCAUGCCUGACUUUUUAAAUGCAUGGAUUCACUUCAUCUCUGGGAGGAAACUGAGGCUCAGAAAGGUAGGCAGCUUGCCUAAGGACAGCUGGAGUAGGGGAGGCUGGAUUUGAACCUAGGCAGUCUGUGUCCCAUGGUGGCUGUUAAGAAGUAGUUCCUUGGUGACCGUUUAAUCGGAUUAUUACGGGCCUUUUGGUGGUGACUUAUAUAAAGUUCUUUAUAUAUUUUUGCAUAUUAACUCCUUAUUGGAUGUUUCAUUUGCAAAUACCUUCUCCCACUCAAGACCCUUUUCACCUAGAGCUUAAAGGCCAGGGGGCAGCCACUGAGGAGGGAAGGAAGGCCUCGGGGCAACCCCAGCAAGCAGCAAAUGGACUCGAGUUGAACAGAGGUCAUCCGAGCUGAGUUUUCUGAACUAAAAGUAACUUGGGAGUUGAGAGGGGUCUGAAAAAACUCCAAUCUAAUAGCCACCUGGCUGGGGGCCCUGUUAUGCACCAAGUACCAUGUUCAGGGCUGUGGGAGAAGCCCAGAUUCCAGUAUUGGGGGUGAGAGGAUGGAUGAAAUAAUCCUCAUCUGCUGCCCAGCCUCCUCAGGAAACUGAGGUUGAUGUCCGAGGUCACCAGCUGGCAAGUGGUGGGGCUGGGAUUCUAAUCCAGACAGUCUGGCUGGAAAGUCAAGGGAACCCCAUCCUCCUAAUCACUAUGACUCUGCCACCCAGAAAAAUGAAAAGAUUAUCUGACACACUUAACAUUCCCACUUUGAUGUAAUUAUUACACUUGGACUUGAUCCUAUGAAAUGCUUUGCCUCCCACACCCCCACACCCCACCCCUGAGCCCUACAAUUGGGUCUGAAUUGUGUCUAUAACUGUCGAGGGGUCAGAACUGAGUGGCUGCUGGGUUGGGAGAACAGAGGGUGGAGAGCACGAAGAAGAUGCCCCCGACACAUGCACAAGGAGGACAGUACUUCCAGCUUCUGGUCAACGCUGACCAGGCAUCCACCUCUGUGCUCAUUCGGAGUUUUAGUUUCCCCAUGUACACAACAAAGGGUAGAGCAGUCUGAGCUACUUGACCUCUUUCAAACUGCAAACUCCCUUUGACAGUUAAAUGAAAGAUACAAACCAUAGAAAAAUGUAUAGACAUGAAAAAAAAUUGUAUAUACUUUCUGUGGGGAGUAGGUGUCCCUAAACCCCAGAUGUAAGCUGUUGGGAGAUAGUGGGGGGCACUGUGUAGUGUCCUGGGCUUUGGGGACAGAGAGACAUAGGUUCAGGUUCUGACUGCCUCCAAGUACUAGCUCUAUGACCUUGUUACAGGGCUUUAACCUCUCUGAGCCUUAUUCUUCUUACUAAUAAAAGGGGUAGACUCUUCUCACAUGUUGUGAUGAGAACCCACUGACACCCUGCAGGAAAGGCUUUGGCCACGCCCACACCCUAGUGAGCCAUCAAUGGAUGAGGACUCCCAAUAUUAAGGAAGUAUUUCUUCAGGUGUGGCUCAUGGACCACCUGGAUCAGAAUCCCACCGGAGAACUGGUUAAAUACAGAUUACUGGUUUCUUGCCCAGAAAGUCUUUUUUUUCUGCAGGUCUGGUAUGGAAGCGAAGAGUGUACAGUUUAAACUAGUCUCUGCCUCCCAAUUCUGAUGGGAGUUAGUCUAAGAAGCACUAUGGCUUUUACCUGUACAGUCCAGGCGCUGAAGAGAGAACUGUGACUUCCCCAUAGGCUGGGAAGCACAGAGAACAGGUGCACCGGUGGCGCAAGGGACGCCUCUGGGUGACCGCCGGGGCCCCUCUACAGGGACGGACAGAUCCCUGGCUACCCUCCCCGUACAGUCCAAUGGGUACCCUCCAAUGGGUCAUGGAGUCCCACCGUGCCUCUAACUGGCCCCUCUGUGCGGCGCGACACCCUCCGGGCCAGGCUACCACAAAGAGCGAAGGGUAGGGCCUCCCAAGU